Messenger RNA from Phanerochaete carnosa HHB-10118-sp, 3123 nucleotides. RefSeq lists its product as uncharacterized. The record is from RefSeq and is a predicted model, not a curated record. NCBI's taxonomy places the organism in Eukaryota, Fungi, Basidiomycota, Agaricomycetes, Polyporales, Phanerochaetaceae. Gene Ontology annotation, cellular component: cytoplasm. The coding region runs from base 54 to 950 and encodes 298 amino acids. Gene Ontology annotation, biological process: chorismate metabolic process; aromatic amino acid biosynthetic process. Gene Ontology annotation, molecular function: chorismate mutase activity. The transcript has 10 exons.
UAUACCUUACACCCGGCAACGCCCUCUUCGCACGCUCGACGACGACCACGACGAUGUCCACGACGCUUUUCAACUUCACUCUCGGCGGGGACCCGCUCAGCCUUGACCGCAUUCGCGGCAUCCUCACACGCCUCGAGGACACGAUCAUCUUCGCCCUCAUCGAGCGCGCCCAGUUUGCGCACAACCCGAAGGCCUACCAGCGCGGCGCGCUGGCCGAGCUCAAGGCGACUGGCUUCGAGGGGAGCUGGCUCGACUGGUUCCUGCAGGAGACCGAGACGUUCCAAGCCAAGGCGCGGAGGUACACCAGCCCGGACGAGUACCCGUUCACGCCGCUCGCAGAGCUGCCUGCGCCGGUGCUGAAGUCGACCCCGUACCCGCGGGUGCUGCACCCGAACGGCGUGAACGCGAACCCGAGCAUCCUCUCCUUCUACACCCGCGCGAUCAUCCCGCGCAUCACGAAGCAGGCGACGCUCGCGCUCGCCGCGCACAAGCGCGCGAACGGCAUCGUCGGCGAGGACGAGUACGAGGACGACGGCAAUUACGGGAGCUCCGCUGCCAUCGACGUCGAGGUCCUCCAGGCGAUCAGCAAGCGCGUGCACUACGGCAAGUUCGUGUCCGAGUCCAAGUUCGUCGAGAACCCCGCCGCGUUUGUCCCACACAUCCUGAACCCGAACCGCCAAGCGUUGGAAGCGCUGAUCACGAAGCCCGCGGUCGAGCGCGCGUUGCUGCAGCGACUGCGCAAGAAGGCGGUUGUGUACGCGCAGGACUUUGCACCGGACGGCGAGCCAAAAGGCGAUGCCUUCAAGAUCGACGUCGAUGGCGUGGUUGAGCUGUACGAGUACUACAUCAUUCCUUUGACAAGAGAGGUCGAGGUUGACUAUCUCCUGGAACGCCUCAAAGGCCUCUCGCAAGAAGAAAUCGACGAGUUGGCAAGUAGAAAGAAGCAGUGAUCGUUGUGUACAGGCAGAUGUGUAUGUGUAUGAUACCGAAAACAAGAUGGACAUGACCAUUGGAAGCAAGAGCGUACAAGAAUAGACCGGACAUAAGGCAAGCAUGGAGGUAUACAAGGGUAAAUUAAAUGCACAAUAGGGACGAGCCCAUCCAAUAGAUACGAGAAAUUUAAAUGAAGAUGGCACAUGCCGGCGAGUGAUUUCAAUAGUGCGAUGUCAGAGGAGCUUCGCAUCCGACAUCGCCGGAGGAUCGAGCAUGCCGUCCAGCAUCUUGCGAGCCUGGUCCUCGCUGAUAUUCUUCGUCGCCCGGCGCGCAAGCAGCUUCUGGGUGCGGUACCGCUCGUAGAGAACCUCCUUUGUCCGGAUCUUGAGCAUCUGCCAGGGCGUCUCGUCAGCGCCGCCCGUCUCACCGCUUGUACACAGACGUUGCCCACUCUCACCUUCAUGUGCGUGGACAGCACCGUCGUGCGCAAGGCCGCAAAAUCGCAGUGUUCGGGCGAGAGCACGUCGAUCGUGCCCCACCUGUACUUCCGCACGAACACGCCCCGCAGGUCCGCCGGCGGGCCAGGGAGCAGCGGCGCGUGCCCGGUGCCCGAGCCCGGCGAGGACACGACCGAGUUCGAGGUGUGCGUGUCAUCGGAGGCCGACGCAGGACCGGGGUACGUGGCGACGGACAGCCGAUUGGACUCCGCCGUCGCGGCGCGCACAGCGUGGUGCCGCCGCGAGGUCUCGGGGGCGAUGAACGCGAAGGGGAGGGUGUCCGCGAGGUCGUCCUGCGCGAUGCUCUUCGCCGAGAAGCGCACGCUCGCGACGCUCUCCGUGUCCAUCGUGUCGACGCUCGUCGGCUCGUCCGUGGGUUCGGCUUCCUCGAUGCGCGUGCGCGAGCGCGAGCGGUUCCAAGGCAGCUUGAACGUGCUGCGCGGGCCCUUGAGCUUGAUCGCGGGGCGCGGACGACGCUCCUCCUCCUCGUCCGAGUCGUCGUGCCCGUCGUCCUCUGGACUGUGUGAACGCUCCACAUGGCCGUCAGCGGUGCCGUUCCCAUUUGCGUGGGAGCUUCGCCGGGAGUCGUGUACCUCGGCGGCCUUGGCAGAGCCGAACACGCCCAGAUCGAGCCCGGCAGUCUCGAGAUCUCUCCGUGUGGCCUUCUUCAUCGCCUCGAGCGUGCCGUCCGUGAGUGUGUCCGCGCGGGCUAUCACAGGCAGCAGGUUCGUCUUUUUGACGAGCCACCGCAUGACAGCGAGGUCUGCGGGAGGAACAGAGAAAUCGUCAUGCUUAUCAUCAUCUGAUGCGUGCGAAGGAUAAUCAGAAGACACUAGCGAUUGGGUCGGCGCCUGGCUGGAGACCGUCGACUCGGGACGUGUCGAUGUGUUGGCUGACGGAUGCGAUCUGCGUUCAGCAGAUGAGGCGAUCCUCGCCGGAUCAAUAAUGUAUAUGCACAAGUGAACGUGGUUGUCGCCUUUGCUCUGGCGGACGACUUUCGAUUCCUCGUUCAGUGUGGCUGCAAACUGGGCAUCCACGUAUUUCACAAUGGCAGAGACUUGACGCUCGAGCGUCAGCUCGUGACCGUCCAGGAAGUCCAGCCCAGGAGUAUCGAUGACAGAAAGAAGGAGCCGGUCGUGUUUCGAUUCGCAUAUCUCGACGUGGACGCCGUGGAUCUCUUGCGUGCGCUUGGGCGCACCGCGGAGGAAGUCGUCCAGGGCGUGCCGCUGCUCGGGCGAGGCGUUCGGCGGGAUCUCCGCCGUCUCGAGGAGCAGCCUGAGCAGAGACGUCUUCCCGGUCCCCUGUGCGCCUACGACCAUGAUAUUGAACGACGUCGGGUCGCGGCUCCUCCUCUGGCUCGGCCUGAACCGCGUCUUGUGCGCGGACUUGCGGUUCUCGAACGCGGACGGCGGGUGUGAGGUGUACAGGGACGAGAUGGGCCCGCCUGCAGGCCCUGCGGGAGGUCCUUGCGGAUAAGCGGCAGGCGCAUCCGCCUUGGGUAUCUCUGAGGGGUCGAUAAAGUUCUCAGGCCAUGGUAUCCCUUGCGUAUGGAGCUCUGGAAGCGACGGCGACGCGCGAACGUACGGUGGACCCCCGCGUUCCUGUUUCUUCAGGUAUCGGCGGCGUAUAGAGGAGAACAUCGCCCCAGCCUAGGCGCAAAAUAUAUAUCCAAGACGAAAGAAAGGGAAGAGAC